This is a messenger RNA of Paramuricea clavata, 13011 nucleotides long. The record is from the annotation of a GenBank genome assembly. NCBI's taxonomy places the organism in Eukaryota, Metazoa, Cnidaria, Anthozoa, Malacalcyonacea, Plexauridae.
AUGGGUGAAACCAUCGGUGAGAAAAUUAAUAGCAUGCAAGUACCCGAGCUAGCUGGCCCUACAGAGACCGAAAUUCAUCCAUGUUUCAACCGAGCUAUAUGUAACCUUGACACUUUGUACGCAGCUGGAGAAUUAGUUGUGACUAUUUUCCGUUUCCAGUAUUUCGCGUACCAUCUGACAUGCCCCCAUUUCAUCACAUUGUACUUUUUCAACCCCAUUUCCCCAACUCACUGAUGAGUUUGUCUGUUUGUGUCGUGGUGAAUUAGCAAAAAGUUGUUUACGGGUUGUUCGCAACAUUACCCUGGGUGCCAGAGGUUUUUCCACGCUCGCAACGCAAAAAAAGAUAUUUUUUUGCGUUGCGAGCGUGGAAAAACCUCUGGCACCCAGGGUAUCGCAACAUUGAACUUGGGGAGAUGAAAGUUCGUCUUGUCCAUCUACACGAGUUAGAAAUAUUUCGUGUGUGGUCCUGCGACUCUGGUUCAGCGCUCUAAGCUACAAAUUUCACUUGCUAGAGUGAUGCCAGUGUUUGGUAUAGACGUAAAUAUUAUCUUAGAUUUUGCACAUCUUGAUUUAGACCCCCGACAGGAAUCCAACCUGUGAGUCCCGAUGCAAUGGUUGAGGCCACUGAGCUACUAGAUGUGUUUGCGGGGACUGGAUUAAAAAACUGUGUUUAUAUCAGUUUGUGGUAAUCUUCAAUACAUAUGACAAAACGUUUGCUUCCUUGCACGAGCGCCAUGAUGAAAAUGCCGCCAAAAUUAGUUAUAUCAAACAUAUGAUUAAUAUAAUGAUCAAACUUCGGCUGUGCUCCUUACUGAGUACUUUUGGGAUCACGAGGUACAAUGGGGGACAUUUAAAGGUAUGAUCUUGUGACUGUGCAAAGAUGGCCUCCAGACAGAGUGGUUUUGUUUUCUGAUUCAAAGUUCAAUUUCCUUCUUUUGAGGCGAAAAUAAUUGUUUUAGCAUCGUAAUUAAGUUCCUUCUUAUACAGCUGAGCAUGGUGUUUGAAAGAAACCUCACAGAUUUAGUCCGUGGACUGAGAAAUCACAAAGAAAAUGAGGUAUGAUUAUUUGUACUGACACGUCUGUAAUCUAAAUUAUAUAAUGGAUUAUAAUGACAAUAAUCGAGUAAUUCCUCGUGACCAUACUGCAUGACCUUCGUCAAUCGGGCUUACCGAUACUAUAUGCUCAUAUAUACAAUUAUUUAUUUUAUUUUGGUGAACAUUUUUAUACUGUGGCUCACAAUCUUCAUGUAUUUAUAAUUGCAAUUAAUUCAGUUAAUGCCAAGAUCGGUGAUUUUUUAUAAUUAACAAGAGCAUGCAAAAUGUGAAAUCAGUAAACGGAUCAAUAAAGCUUUAAAUAGCAAUAUAAAGCUUUUAAUAAGGCGUAAAAAAAAUACCUGUGGUUCCGGUUUCAUAUUGUGAAAAAAUUAGGGUCGGUAGGUCGGAAAUAAAUUUUUUUUUGGAAUAUUUUUUUCAUGGUUUUGGCAUUUUUUUGCUGGGCGAUUUGCAGUAGAGUCCCGACAUCAAUAUUAACUAGAGUUGUGUAUUUCCUAUGGACGAAUUUAGGCAAUUUGGUUCAAUAAUUAGUGUGACAACAGACGCCAUUUUGGCACGCUGUAUGAGCAGCCCGCAACCACCUGGAGAAAAUAGGGUCGCACUGUCAAUCGCGUUGAAAAAAUAAUAGGGUCGGCAGAAAAAAAUAGGGUCGGGAACCGGAACCACAGGUAUUUUUUUUUUUCACCUAAGGCCACAUAAGAAAAAAAUAGUUGGUUAGCAUCCUCGCCCGCGCACAAAAAAGGCCCCGCUCAGGAUUUUUUAAAACUUUUUAUUUAAUUAAUUAAAAAAAACCCCAACUUUUAUUGAUCAACAGGCUCUAAUAUAUAUGUAGUAUUUCUGUUGACUGUAGUCAAUUGUGUUAAUAAUAAAGUGCGAAAUUGAGUGUGAAAAUGAUGGUAUGAAUCAUAUUUUGAAAUAUAUAAAAAAAAUAUCUGUACUGCGCAAGAAAAUACAGUUUCGGACCUAAAACCAAGGCGUUAAAAAUUAGUAAACAUUUAAAAAAAAACUGCCCUCCCACUCACUUUUUGGCAAUAGCUAAGGAUGCUAACCAACUAUUUUUUUUUAUGUGGCCUAACUGCCAUAUGUAGCAUACCAUGGCUAGAUUGGCUAGAAGCCUAGAUUGUAAUGUUUGUAGGGCAUACCAGGGCUGCAAAUUACUGUCGGACAUCGGACAAUGUCCGACUAAAUUUGGCAAAUGUCCGAGCAAAAGAAAUUUUGAUCGGACAUUGGUCUAAUCACAAAAAAAAUUGUCACAUACAUUUUUUUGUUGUGACAAAAUCCGAUUGCAAAUUCACUCAAUUUGCAUUUUGCAAUAAAAUUUACAAGGCAUUCUAGCAUUUUACUUAACGUUGCGCCGGAAUGGCGAUACAUACUUGUCUCGUGACUUAUAUCGACCAAAUUUAGUGAUAUUGGUUUUUGUCCGACCAAAUUCAAGUUAUGUCUGACCAAAAUUAAAAGUGAUCGGACAAAUGUCCUGUCAAGUCAAAUAUUUAUUUGCAGCCCUGGCAUACAGAAUCUAUGUUCCUCCUUGUAUUCUGACAGACAAUCCUCUGUUCCACUCUCAAACAUUUUCAUCUUCAUCAGCCUUGCACUUUCAAGACAGUUUCACUUGCCUGCACCCUUUAGACAAUUGCUUGUGCACUAUUUUGAGGUUGCCCACACAAAAUGCUACCCAAAAUUUAAUAUUAUUUUGCUGUUAUCAACAGAGCCUAGAGGCAAUGUUAGAAACUCCUGUAAAACUUUUAAUUAUUCAUUUAUUUUGUGAUAUACCGGUAUAUAUGAUUAAUUUUAUUGUGCUGGUGAAUUUCAUGUGCUCGCUAUUGUUAUCAAGGCAUAGUUAAAUUGUAAUCCAGAUAAAUGAAAAAUUGGUUUGGGGGGGAGUGUAUCCAGGGCUCAAAAGUUGCAUUGUUUAUUAUGAUUUUAAUUAUAUAUCAAAUGCAUUUCUCUGUUAUGCAUUAUUGCUCUAUUUGUCUAAUCUCUAUAGGGACAUGCACAUUCUGCUAAAAAAUUUAAUUUUAAUUCCCUUGACUUUAUCCUAUUAUUCUUAUAAUAUCCCCCUAUUAUUCCGCGAAUUAUUCUACAUCAAGUCGAAUCAAGAUCAGAAGAGUUUUAUUUCUGUAAGGGAUGUGGGACCGGAUCAAUCAAGAUCAUUGUCAAUUUCAUUUGAAUUUUGCAUGAUGGAUUAAUGAAAAAUAAAUAAUGCAUAAUGCCAUAGUCCAAAAAUUCUGUGUACACGACAUAUUUAGAGACAGUACACAUGUAGAUGUUGCGCCGCUGACCCUUUGACAGAUGGCACAUGUGGUACGUUGUAAUUAUGUAAUUUACGUUCACUUGGCACAAUGAUGUCACACCGAAAUGUUUGCCUAUUAUUCAAUUUAUUCUCACUUUUGCAAAGAAAUUCCAGCAUAAUAUGCAUGUAGGGACAUCUCUGAACAUUAUUAUCAGGGCUUCAAAUUUGCGGUAUCUCGAUAUCCCAGCGAUAUCAGAUUUUAAAUUUGGAUACUGGAAAUCACAAGCUGUCCCGAGGGAAACUGCAAAAGUUCUGUCCGGUCCACAACUGAUAUUUCGCUACAAAAUACAGGGUUCUCCUUAUCAGGCGGUAACCGGUAAAAUUUACCUGUUCCACUCACAACUGUGGAGAACCCUGAAAAUACUGUCGCUAGCAUGAGAGAAGAUGCGCUUCGAAAUUCAAAAUAAGAAGUGUUUAUCUUCAAUCUUCAUGCAUAUAAAUAGAGGAUAUUACACGGCAGCGCGAAGAUAUGACUUUUUAUCUUCGAGUGGUGAAAACAACAUUUUAUGAAUGAGGGCAGUGAGUUAGUAAAAUAUUGUUUUUGACGCAAGAAGAUAAAAGCCAUAUCUUCAAGCCACUGUGUAAUGUUCUGUUUAUUAUAUUAUCCCAAGUAAAAAAUUGUAUAAAUACUAAAAGUCACAUGAUCGAUAUCUUCACUGGUGAAGAUAUCUGGAAAAUAUGUCACUGUGUAUUUCUCAGUAUCUCACUCUCUACUAUAUAAUAAAUAUAAUUAUCUUCAGCCCUGCCAAUCUGUGUGUGGCUAUUAAACUAGCCUUGAAGUGAUUGGCUGAAGUUAAUUACCAUAGUAAUGCAUACGUUUCAUGCCACGCUGUCAAUGGAAAUAGCUUGUCUUCACACACUCAUAUUCAACGUAUGUUGGCAAAAUAUUAAGAUACAUAAUUAUACAAACUGAAUGAAGAAAAAAUCUACUGAGACACAGAAAAUAUUAACUGAUGAACUAGUUGUUCAAAGAAAGACCAAAUAUUGAAAUAAAUUAUCAGACAAUUGUGAACGAAAAGAUGUUAUGCAAAUGUGGGAUACUGGAUUUUUUGGGUGGAUACCAGAUUUUAAGUUGCUAGACUAAGUAAAACUAUCCUGUUGGAUACUGCUGAAAAAUUCAAAUUUGAAGCCCUGCUGUUUAGACUUUCCAAAGUCCUUUCCAGGCCCUUCUAUGGUGCGCUUGACCACUCGCGACUUCGUCGCUCGGGUCGCGUGCUCCCUCUCCCGCGCCCUCCCUCCCCCAUGGUCGACUUGUGGCAAGUCUACCUGCUGUUAUGCAUUAUUGCUCUACUGUAUUUGUCUAACAAAAGGCUUUUCUGGCAACAGAGCAGGCUGGCGCACCAAUCUAUAAACAUGUCAUGGAGCAAAAAAAUUAACGAACGACACUCUCUUUUCACAUGAAUCUGUAGCUAGAAUUGAACCCACAAUAUCUCAGGUGAAAGGUGAUACUACUCUGAUGACUGCACCAUGGAAAGUCCAUGUAUGCUUCAAAACUCAAAAAAUUAUUUGGAAGUACUGUAUAGUGGAGCUAGUUGUCUAAACUUGGAGAUGUUGGCUUAGUAUCAACCCCAAACCCUUGGUUACCUGUACUGUACCUCCACAUUUAUUUAAUAAAAUCUGCAAGCAUGGUAUAAAGUAAAAUGCCUGAUGGAAUUAUUAAUAGUAAACUUAAUUAAUUUGGUAUUCCAUUUGUAUACAGUAGUAGGUUUGUGUCAUUUCAUAGUAUCUACUCAGAAGACAUUACUGAAGGUACACUUCAUGCAAUCACAGGGAGUAGGGAAUUUUGAGCAAUAUACAUAAUAUGUCCAGGCUAACCACAAACUUUGCAUAGGACAAGAGUUCUGAUUUUUAGUUUAGCAAUCGUAGUUGAUUUUGUUUGUCAUAUAUGUAGAGUAUACCUCUUGCUCCUUCAUUUCUAGGCCAAGUUUAUAACCUCCUGUCUGGAUGACAUAAAACAAGAACUGAAACAGGAAAAUGUCAGUGUUAAAGCUAAUGCAGUCACUAAACUGGUUUAUGUAAGUUAUGUUUUAUAGUGCGAAUAAUGAUUUUUAGACAUGUCUUAGUUGUUAAUGUUGCCAUAUCAGCUGUUUAAAGUGUUUUUAAAGUUCUGGAAAGCACCAUAGAUUGAAACCUAUAAUGACAGUUACUAGAAUUGUGAAAUGCAGUUCCUGGACAAAUUCAAAGACAUGCAUACUAAUGUCUUGUAUUUUAAAGUGUACACUAUAUGCUUUGGAUAAAUUCAAUUUGUAUUUUAGAUUCAAAUGCUGGGCUAUGACAUCAGUUGGGCAGCUUUUAAUAUCAUCGAAGUAAUGAGCUCAUCAAAAUUUACAUUUAAGGUAGAGUUGAACGUUUUAUUUAUCUGGAGGGAUGGAAAUAAUUAAUAUACUGGGGUUCAUGUUCUUCAAAAUCAAGAGUUGUGAUAAAGUUAAAAUCGGUACUCGACGUACAGCACAGCGUAAGCUACUAGUCUAUACUUUUUCUUGUUGUUUUUCUUUUAGCGUAUUGGAUACCUCACAGCAUCGCAAUGUUUUCAUGAAGAACUGGAUAUUUUAAUGCUCACAACAAACAUGGUCAGAAAGGUAACAGCGUCGUACUUCUUAGUUCGGGCCGGUGAUCCAGAAAUCUACACAUCUAAAAGCAGUUCUCAAAUAGGCAAUUCCAGCUUUUAGUUCAUGCGUGCAGGGCCAGUAUCAUAUUGCUGAUUAUGCUGAAGAAAUAAAAAUGGUACAUGGCCAUGUAAACAUGGAGUGAUAGUUUAUACUUGUAAAUAUUGAAAUAUUUCGGUUGUUUCGGCAGUUUUUAUUGAAAUUUUUCAGCAUAUCAGCAAUAUGAUACCUGGACGCGACUCAUAAUUAUUAUCUCAAGAAAUGCACAAGAAGGCACCGUUCAAACUAUUAAAUAAGACUUAAAUCAUAGUUGUUCGCAGUUUCAAAUUAACUUCAACCUACCUCACUGGGCAGCCAAAACGUGAUCGAUAUGAUACGUCUGCGAUACGUCUUAAAACAUGUUUUUCUGUGUCUUUUUUCAUCUUGAGGAGUGUAAAACAAGGAAAGACACAAAACAUUUCAUCUAACAGUAUGCUUUUAAUUAUUAACACUGACCUGAAAGGUCAAGUGUUAAUUCUCUGGGUUUUUUCUGUUUUUUUCGUCGUCGAGAAUUCGGGUUCGCGCUAGCGCAUCGCAGGCUCAGUUUCCAGUGUUCCAGUCGUUCCAGUUUACUAUACAUAUAUAUUUAUUUAUCCAUUUGUCAACGAAUUUUACCGCGUUUUUCUGUGGAUUUUGUAUUUAUCCUACUCUGCACUUUCUUGGAGGUUGGCUUGGUGUUUUUUCGUGCAACGUCUGGAAAUGCGAUGUCUGGAUCGCUGCGUUUUUCGAAUUUUAUACGUUAUACGGACUUACGGAAUGUAAACAAUGUUGUCUGUGUUAGCGCAUCGUAUGCUCAGAGACCAUGUGCAUUUAUGGAUAACGUUUGUAUUUGUGAGUAAUACUUGUGUUUCAUUGGACAUUACGAAAACAUCUCCUCAGGAUAACUACGGUAUGCAACUUUCAUAUAGCUAAUGUCGUCGUGAGCGUACUGGUGGUCGUAAAUCACGUGGCAGAUUCGUAAAUUACGACAGGUACCGAGUUUUUCCGAGGAGUAUUUUCAUGUGAUAUUGUGAUGUGAAUUGCGAAUCACUCAUGCACGUUUUCUUCCAUUGUUUUCUUCGAAGAAACGCAAAGAAAAUAUUGAUUGUUCGCCAAAAAUUUACAUAAUUGAGCCAGGGUGCGAUAAUUCGCGUACUUACGUAGGCUAUGUACCGGAGGUGCGCCAGUAUUACGGUCUGGUACUUGUUUGUUUUCAGCCACGUACCAGGUAGGUACUCGGUACUCUUGCUAUCUGCGUACUUACGUUUUGCUUGUACCACAUGACCUUUCCAAGCACAAGGUAUUCAAUACCGUAAUUUAGUUGGUAUCUCAUGUGUCUGAGAUGCUUUGGCAUAAAACAUGAUUCGAUUGAUGGCACUAAGAAACGUUGGAGUCGAUUUUUUAUAUAUUGCAAUUGUGCUUCUUUUCUACCUCGUAGUCUGAACAUACUUUCAGAAACCUGUACUUUAUGAACCUUAUUUUAAAGACUAAGUACACAUUGAGCACUUAGUUUCUACUAGCGCAAGUGCGCGGCAACAACCAUUGGCGUACCAGUCAGGUACGACUUAAAAUCUUGAAUUAUCGCACCCUGUAAUGAGCGCCUUAGAAAAUAGAUCGAGGUAGGUAAAGCUUUGCUGUUUUUAAUUUACCUGAUAGUCUGUUAUUUAUGAAAUCUGCUGUGUUGGUGUAAUGUACUCAGGUGAAUAAGAUGUUUGUGUGAUGUUACUCUGAGUGUAUAUCCACACCGGGCAGGCUUGAAAAAUAUGCCUGGCCACGGCGGGAUUCGAACCUACGACCUUUUGAAUACUAGCCCAAUGCUCUUCCAACUGAGCUACGCGGUCAGGACGGUUCGAGUAAGCGAUAUUUCGGAACUGAGUCUAGUUCCUUCGAUAUCAGUGUAAUCUAAUAUUUAUGAAAUCUGCUGUGUUGGUGUAAUGUACUCAGGUGAAUAAGAUGCGCAAGCGCAUCAUAAGGAUUCAGAUGGGAUGCAACAUGUACGCAAUGCGUACCUAUUUUUAUUUUAAUUAGCAAUGCCUAAUUCUUGCUAUUUGAUUUAAACCCUUCAAUUUCUUGCUUGUGUAUUUCGUUGCCAUGUUGGACACGAUUUGUUCGAUUUUUUAAAGAAAGCGUGGUCGCGCCAGUGUUAUCACAGGAGGCCCAGGCUCGAUUUGCCCGCGCCCGUCUGUGCCUUCCUUAUAACAUGGGAAGGAAGGAGACAUUGAGACCAAAAUAGCCCAGACUUGGCAUAUGUCACACGAAACUAUCCUCGAUUUUUCGCUUUUAAUGCAUUUCUUUCACGAUUAAUCGAUAUCCCCUGCAAGAAUGAUACCGUAUAACUCUCAAAACAACGAUGCUUUAAUCAAAGAGCUUAAAUUCGCUCUGAAAUCCGUGAGGGAAUAACAAAAUUCGGCCAAAAUAUAUCCGCGUGCCGGGUUUGCUGUGCAAAAAGCGGAAGUCGUUGAACAACUCAAAAUACACUCAACCCUGAUUGGAGAACGAAUAUCAACAAACAUUUCAAAUUUUUUUAACAAACACAAUGUGAAAUACAAUUUAUUAUACAUAUUAACGUACUACAGUUAUAUUUACAUGCAGUAAUAUUUACACUUUAUUAUAACGUUUGUGAAUAGUUUUGUUUGUAUGAUUGAAAUUAUUACAGUACUGUUAAAAAAAAUUGAAAUGUUUGUUGAUAUUCGUUGUCCAAUCAGGGUUGAGUGUAUUUUGAGUUGUUCAACGACUUCCGCUUUUUGCACAGCAAACCCGGCACGCGGAUAUAUUUUGGCCGAAUUUUGUUAUUCCCUCACGGAUUUCAGAGCGAAUUUAAGCUCUUUGAUUAAAGCAUCGUUGUUUUGAGAGUUAUACGGUAUCAUUCUUGCAGGGGAUAUCGAUUAAUCGUGAAAGAAAUGCAUUAAAAGCGAAAAAUCGAGAAUAGUUUCGUGUGACAUAUGCCAAGUCUGGGCUAUUUUGGUCUCAAUGUCUCCUUCCUUCCCACGUUAUAAGGAAGGCACAGGCGGGCGCGGGCAAAUCGAGCCUGGACCUCCUGUGGUGUUAUCACUGUAUACAUCACACAUAGCAUGCACAGUUAUUUACAGUAGUGGGUUUGUCCGGCCGUGUUUUACAGCGGUCGCAGCGAUAUAUGGCACAGUACGUCAACCUGAGACUGUCAGUUUGAUUGUAGCGGUUGAGAUGUUUAGAGAAAACUUGGCAAGUGAUUCGAAUUUAUUGAUUAUUUCAUCACCACAGAAAGUUUUUUCUGUAUUUUCAAUGCAAUGCUCAUUUGUAGUUUAUAGCACUUCCAUGUUAAGUUCUACUAUUUCUGCAGUGUAAUUGUAGUUUUACCUGGAGCUUGUCUUAUGUAGGACCUGGCAAGUACAAACCUGUAUGAUUCCGCAGUUGCUUUGAGUGGUCUUUCGUGUUUCCUCACUCCAGACCUGGCUAGAGACCUGGCGAACGAUGUAACUAAUCUGGUAUGUGGCAUUGUUAACUCUGCCAGAUCAACUGGUUUAAACUUUUCUUAUACAUGACUAUAUGCGAAACACACUUUGAGUUCAUUAAUUGGCAUGUUAAAGGUUUGCGAAAGCAAUAUAUUUUCCAUCCUCGUUCCCAGGGCUUCUCGGCUGCCUUACGUCUUGUGGCAACGUAAGGCAACCGAAACGCCCUGGGAACGAGGAUGUAUAUUUUCAUAUGGUAUAUAAACUUAUAUAGCUACCCAGAUAUGAAUAAAUUUAUAUUCUCGUGUACUUGGAAGUCGUUUUCCGCUGAUCGUGUUCACUUAAUUUAAUCAUCUCUACCAGGAUCCGUCUCGGCCAAAGUGGUCGAAUAUGAACAGCAUCACUGUUGAAAUGUUGAAAUGUCUAUUUUCAGAAUUUAAACAAGUAGCCAAUGGACCAUUUGCAUUAUAGACUAAAUUUUGAUCUUAACAAGUCUAGACAAAGAUUUCAUCACUGCUUGAAAGAGCAUCACAGAAUUAGUAAUAUUCCAACGUUUCGUUGCGAAAUGUUGUAAAAUGCGGAUAAUAUAGCCUUGGAAAAUUUGCAAUUUUCAGUCAUUUUGUAUUACAAACGGGAAAUUGAUGCCCCAACACCCGAUUGGGCUGUCAAUUUCCCGUGCGUAAUACAAAAUGACUGAAAAACGGCAAACUACGCAAGGCUGUAUUAUCCGCAUUUUACAACAUUUCGCAACGAAACUUUGGAAUAUUACUAAUUUUGUGAUGCUCUUUCAAGCUGUGAUGAAAUUUUUGUCUAGAUCAAAAUUUUGUCUAUAAUGCAAAUGGUCCAUUAUCAAUUAUAUAAUAUAUAUUCAUUCGCAUGCCAUCUUUGUUUCAGCUUGUAUCCACUCGUCCGUAUAUACGAAAAAGAGGAAUCUUGUUGCUGUUUAAGAUUUUCCUAAAGGUAAUGCUGAUUAUCAUACUGGUAUAAUCAUUCGACGCUAGUGCGCAGAUAUUUUGUAACCAUGCACUCGUUCUUGCUUCCUUUUUUUGGGAGUGCGGGAUUAUAAGAAGUAUGGAGUGCGCAUUUCCCGAAGCCCACCCCUAGAAUCGCCAAUAUGGAUAAUCUUGCAUUAUAUAUAUAUACAUACUGUAGUACUGUACUGUACUGUACUGUAUAUACAGUGAGGUUUACCAUGAGGUUUUUAAAUUCUUCGUCUUAGUUUCCUGAAGCGUUACGUCCUUCUUUUCCUCGACUAAAAGACAAACUGGAAGACGGAGAACCAGGUUAGCAAGAUAUGUACAUAACACUUACACUGAAGACGAGCAUGAUGACUGGUACAACAAAUUUUUGCUAAAUUUUCCAUUGAUACACAUUACUGCACAAAACGGUCAAAGUGCUAUCAUUAAGUGCUAUCAUAUACAAUUGUGUUGCCUCGUGCAGUGCAGCUAUAGGUCACUUUUUGCCAAUAAUCAAUAAUCUACACAACGUUCGCUGCAAAACUUAUGUAUAUAGUUAUAUAUCCACAGUUAAUAAAAUGUGACUUAUCCAAACCUUUAUAGGGUAUAUAGAUUCUUUUUCACACUUUAAUAUUUUUAAUCUGACUUCACUGACUUCACUCUUCAAGAGUAUCACACGCACGUAUCAAUAGUCUAACACAUUCUCAGGCCUGCAAUUUAGUGCCGGUCAUCGGACAUUGUCCGGCUAAAUUUGUCUUUUUAUGUCCAUUGCCCGAGAAAAUUGUCUUGGCCGGACAUUUGUCCUUCUAAGCAACAUUAUGAUUUUUGUGGUGUUACUCUGAGUGUAUAUCCACACCGGGCGGGCUUGAAAAAUAUGCCCGGCCACGGUGGGAUUCGAACCUACGACCUUUGGAAUACUAGCCCAAUGCUCUUCCAACUGAGCUACGCGGUCAGGACGGUUCGAGUAAGGGAUAUUUCGGAACAGUAUCUAGUUCCUUCAAUACCAAUGUAUUCUAGUAAUAAUGAAUUUUUUUUUUCUGUGUUGGGCCAGUAUUCCAAAGGUCGUAGGUUCGAAUCCCACCGUGGCCGGGCAUAUUUUUCAAGCUCGCCCGGUGUGGAUAUAGACUCAGAGUAACACCACAAAUAUCAUAUUCACCUGAGUACACUACACCAACACAGAAAAAAAAAAAAAAAAAAAUUCAUAUUACUAGAAUACAUUGGUAUCGAAGGAACUAGAUUCUGUUCCGAAAUAUCACUUACUCGAACCGUCCUGACCGCGUAGCUCAGUUGGAAGAGCAUUGGGCUAGUAUUCCAAAGGUCGUAGGUUCGAAUCCCACCGUGGCCGGGCAUAUUUUUCAAGCCCGCCCGGUGUGGAUAUACACUCAGAGUAACACCACAAAUAUCAUAUUCACCUGAGUACACUACACCAACACAGAAAAAAAAAAAUUCAACAUUAUGAUUAUUUUCAGGCCUGCAUUCCAUAUCAUGCACUAUACUAGAAGUGCAUGCAUGCAACGACCCUUCGCCUAUAUUUUCCAAACAUUGUUUCAACAUGAAGUAUUCGUAAUUAUGCCAAUACUGAACUCAGGCUCGCGUUGUCACGUCAAUUACGUCAUGUUUGUCAUGUAUAUUACAUAUUGACUAAUAAAUUUAAGGUUCUUCCAGUCCCACUUUUGCUGUCAUAGUGACGCCAACAAAUUCGGCUCAUAGACUAUAUUGAAUUGAAAUUUCCAUAGUACAUGCAGUAUAACAUAUUUGGGUUUCUUGGUUGACGCUGCAUAUUGUAGUUUUUCUAUAAGUUGAAAAGUUAAAUUAAGAACGUUCCUGUCCAGCUAUAACAUGCAUGACCUUCUUCAGCAUAAAAUUGUUCGACCAUGACGUUCUAACAAUGGUAUUCUUAAUUUUAUGAAUCCACAACUUAUCUUAAAUUUAUUUAUUUCUCAGGUGUUCAAUCUGCGGCGGUAAAUGUGAUAUGUGAACUGGCUCGGAAAAACCCAAAGAAUUAUCUUUCUUUGGCACCUGUAUUCUUCAAACUGAUGAAUAGCUCGACGAACAACUGGACAUUAAUCAAAAUCAUUAAACUGGUAAAAUAUACUUCAUUGGCAUAGGUCACGAUAUAACGUGUGUAAUUCAAAACAAAACACAUGACAGUGCGUCGUCGUCUUACACACAUAAAAAAGCACCAAUGCCUGCCUCGUACUCAAGCUCUUUGGUUUGUAUCUUACGUCGUCAUAGCAGCAACAUAGCGCCUGGGUACGAGGAAGCACCAAUGUUGUUUCAACAACCUGUUGUCAAGAUGUUCCUUGUUCCUAGCAUCAUGAGAAGUUGUUAAUGGCUUGUUGACAACUUGCUACAAGAUUGUUGUCUUAACAGACUUGUUACGAGUUACAAGUUGUUCCAACAACAUGUUAAACAAAGUUGUGUGUCGCAAAUGCAAUCUUGUAACAACUUGACAAACUAACAACGUUGUUUACAAAAUAUUGACAACCCUGCUACAAGCCUGUUGCGAACACCUCUUGUUGAGAAGAUGUGAUAUUUUUACGCGUGUAGUGGCGAAACUAUUAAAUAAAUGUUUUCUUAUUGUAGUUUGGAGCUUUGUGUCCAUUGGAACCACGUUUGGGCAAGAAAAUGAUCGAACCAUUGACCAAUCUCAUUCACAC